This is a messenger RNA of Amphiprion ocellaris (clown anemonefish), 3940 nucleotides long. It is a transcript of the gene tgfbrap1, whose product is annotated as transforming growth factor, beta receptor associated protein 1. NCBI's taxonomy places the organism in Eukaryota, Metazoa, Chordata, Actinopteri, Pomacentridae. The record is from RefSeq and is a predicted model, not a curated record. Gene Ontology annotation, biological process: vesicle-mediated transport; intracellular protein transport; autophagy. The transcript has 13 exons. The coding region runs from base 246 to 2879 and encodes 877 amino acids. Gene Ontology annotation, cellular component: membrane; cytoplasm.
AGCCAGCGGGGGUUCAAUGCAAAUGGGCGGCGUUUUAUCCUGGAUAAGGAAGACCCACCAUUCAAAGCCGUAUUUCCUAGUCUGUGGGUGCCGUGUCGACCGUAGCACCAUGGCUUUAAUGAUGUUCAACUGUAAAUACGUGUCAUGGCCGCGGUUUUCGGAGCAGUAAGGCUCGGCUGUUGGUGGUGAUCCGGCCUGCCGUCCAGAGUGCUGUCUGCAGCGGUAGUGUAGAUGCCUUGGCUGAGAUGAGUGUCAAGGCUUUUGAGCUAGUCCCCGCUGUGGAGCGAGACCUCCUUAUGGGCGACAAAGCUCGCAUCAACAUUGAGUGCAUUGAAUGCUGUGGAAAGCACUUGUAUGUGGGCACCAAUGACUGCUUCAUCCACCACUUUCUGCUGGACGAGGUCACCUCAUCCAAAGGGAAACUGAGCUACUCAGCACAGAAGCUGCUACACAAAUACCUGGGCCUCAAGAAACCAGUUGCUGAGCUGCGGGCUGCCUCUGCUUUGGAGCGUCUGAUAGUGCUUUGCGAUGGGAUUGUGUUCCUCGUGGACAUGGUGACAUUGGAGACUGUGCCCUCGGCGGCAGGAGGUGGAGCCAAGAUCAGAAGUGUGACGGCGUUCUGCAUUAACGAGAACCCGGUGAACGGCGAUCCCUUCUGUGUGGAAAUGUGCGUGCUCUCCUCCAAGCGCCGGACAGUACAGAUUUACAUGGUGUAUGAGGACAGAGUGCAGCUGGUCAAAGAGGUGACCACUCCCGAGCAGCCCUGCGCCGUCAGUCUGGAUGGUUACUUCCUGUGUCUGGCCCUCACUACGCAGUACAUGAUCCUUAACUACAACACCGGAGCCUCCCAGGAUCUCUUUCCGUACAACAGCGAGGAGAGGAGACCCAUUGUGAAGAGGAUCAGCAGGGAGGAGUUUCUCUUGGCAGCACCUGGUGGUCUGGGUAUGUUUGCCAAUGCAGAAGGGAUAUCCCAGCGGGCUCCAGUCAACUGGUCAGAGAGUGUCAUUGGUGCGGCUGUUUGUUUUCCGUACGUGGUGGCUUUGGAUGAGAGCUUCAUCACCAUCCACAGCAUGUUGGACCAACAGCUCAAACAGACCCUUUCAUUUAGGGAUGGACACAUUCUGCAAGACUUUGAAGGGAAGGUCAUUCUGGCUUCCACUAAGGCCGUGUAUGUCUUGGUUCCUUUGCCGCUGGAGAGGCAGAUUCAAGACUUACUGGCCGGUCACAGAGUGGAGGAGGCACUCAUCUUAACAGAGGGAGCACAGAGGAAUAUUCCCAAAGACAAGUUCCAGAUUUUGCACAAAAGAAUCCUCCAACAGGCGGGUUUCAUACAGUUUGGACAACUUCAGUUUUUGGAAGCGAAAGAACAUUUCAGGAAGGGUCAGCUGGAUGUGCGAGAGCUGAUAUCUCUCUACCCGUUGCUGCUGCCGGCUUCUUCCUCAUUCACACGAUGCCACCCUCCUCUGCAUGAGUUUGCAGAUCUCAACCAUCUGGCACAGGGUGACCAGGAAAAAGUGUUACGAUGCAAGAAAUUCCUUAUUAGUUAUUUAGGAGAGGUACGAAGCACAGAAGUGGUGAAUGGCUGCAGGGAGGACGUGGACACAGCACUGUUGAAGCUGUAUGCUGAACAGGAUCAUGACAGCCUUUUAGACCUCCUAGCUUCAGACAACGCCUGUGUGCUAGCAGAUAGCGUCCCAUGGCUGGAGAAAUAUCACAAAUAUUUUGCACUUGGACUGCUCUACCACUAUAACGGUCAGGAUUCAGCAGCAGUUCAGUUGUGGAUUCGUGUGGUAGAUGGGGACCUGCAGGACUCCACUAGAUCUGAUCUUUACGAGUACAUUGUGGAUUUUCUCUGCUUCUCCUCCAAUCUGGACCUUGUAUGGAAGUAUGCAGACUGGGCCUUGCAGAAGGAUCCCACCAUAGGUGUUCACGUCUUUACUAAGAGACCUGCCAGAAAAGAUCAGCCAGAAACAAACCCUGACGAUGUCAUCACUUACCUGGGAAAGCACGGCCAGGCACUGCUCCUCUACCUGGAACAUCUGGUGCUGGAGAGAAGGAUACAGAAGGAGAAGUUCCACACACACCUGGCUGUGAUGUACCUGGACAGGGUCUUAUCUUUGUUGUCGGAGUCGUCAACAGAUGAAGAGCAGCUGACCAAAGCUAGAGAGAGGCUCCAGGCCCUGCUCAGGGAGUCCAACUUUUACCGUGUACAGUUUCUUUUAGGUAAAAUGGAGAACUGUGAACAACUGCUGCUAGAGCGUGCAACACUACAUGGAAAACUGGAGGAGCAUGACAAAGCACUACACAUUUUAGUGCACAAAUUAAGAGACUUCUCGUCCGCUGAGGCCUUUUGCAUAUGGGCUUCUUCUUGUCGAGAUUCUGAAUACCGGCAGCAGCUAUUUCACCUGCUCUUAGGGGUGUAUCUAGAUGGGAGCCUUCCUGGAGAUGCUCAGACGGCAGCAGGAGGUGGCACUGGUGAGCUGGAGAUGGCGGCAGUGGACCUACUGAACCGGCACGGCGAGGUGUUUGAUGCAGUCCGUGUUCUGCGAAUGCUCCCUGAAGGCUGGUCACUGCAGCUGCUGCGGCCCUUUCUGGGUCGAGCCGUCAGGGCCAGUAUGCACGCCUGCCGUACCUCCCAGAUCGCUCUGGGGCUAGCCCACUCUGAAAACGUUCAGCUGCUGCACGACAGGCUGAAAGAGCGCAAGAAACCCAUCUUUGUGUCUGAAAAGAAGGGAUGCCACCUGUGCCACAACACCUUCAGUGAGCCGGCUGUGGUGUGUCUGCCAGGUGGAGUGCCUGUCCAUACUCACUGUGUCGCACAGAGAGUAAGAGACUCUCCCACAAAGAGACAGUUGACUAAUAGCAGUAACCAUACGUGAGACUUGACCCUUCAAACAGCCAUGUGAUCUGUGAUCAGAGGCACUGAAGUAAAAGCAGGACGCACUGAGAUUUUUGGAUGGCUGGGGACUGUGGGAAUAGCAAAAAAAGCACAGAACACCAAUUUCCAUGGUAGGAUCUGCUAUGGAGUUAACAAGAAAUACAGAGAAAGCUGGGCGAGUUUGUAUGUGUGCAAGGGAGGAACAGAGGAUUUCAGCUGUUUAUUCAUGUGCAGCAAUUGUACCACACUUUCAGACUUAAAGUUUCAGUUCAGCUCUUUGCCCGUCCUGUCUUCGCUCGUACAGUUUUGAAUCUGAAUUUGAGAGACCGCUUGAAACACAGAACACACAACAUUUGAAUCCUGUUGCAAAUAUUUUUUGAAGCAUGAAUAGUAUUACAGCUGUUAUGGUUGUGGUCUAAUCAACCCAUAUGGGUAUAUUAAUCCUGUCCUAACUUGCACAUUGCAGUGUUAGGGUUUAAUGUGAAAUACUACAAAGACUCAUCAGUACUGAUGGAAACGGAGUCUUUUAUGUAUGUCAUUUACAUUCUGUUCUGAUCUGGUCUCACUGCUGCUUUAUUUACCCUCAGCCAUAAGAGCAAUGAAUAGUGUAUCACAUUAUUUCAGUUGAUGACUUCCCAGCAACAAUUUGGUCCAAACCCACUAGAUUUUGAAUGUCCUGUUACCGUCUGUGGAGCCGUAUCCUUGUAAAACACUACAUGAAAUCUGACAUUGCUUCACUAAUCAUCAGUACGUGUAACUGAAGAUCUCAGAAUACAUUAAGGGCCAAUCAGACUGACCUUCUAAAACUUGCACAAAUUACAUGAUCUUUACUGAUGAAUUACACGGAUGGUUAAACGUGACAGCAAAUGUUAUGGCUGAGUGAGAAGCAGCAGCUCGUGAUGAAAUCAAGCUUCAUAAGUAUUGUCUGGCUUUGAGUAAAAUAAAUCGAGAGGGAUCUUCACUGCCCACAUGCUGUCAUAAAUCCAUUUUGUUUGUAUGAUCAGGGUAUAUCAAAAGAGAGUGCACUCCUGUGCAAAAAUCAAUAAAUGUUAAAUGAUUCAA